UAUCAGUGAGCGGGAGUGCGCGAGAGAGUGCGGUGUCGGCCUCAGUGCGCGCACAACACAUGCGCUGGACCGGGAUUUUUAACAGCUGGUAGAAUACCAGUGACUAAUGUGCUUAACUUGUAAGAUUGUGUGUCAGGUAUUGCGCAGCUUGUGUUGCUAACUUUAUGUGUUGAGAAGGACGCUAAGAUUCUCCUUCUUGCGAGGAAUCUUGACUACACACCGUCACAGCUGCUGGGUUGUGUGAAGGUCGCCAUGUUGGCGGUCAUGUCUGGGGUAAAGAGGGAGCGUCCGCCCACGCCCACAUCUCCGUCUCAUCACCCGCCCACGACACAUACACCCACGACCACGCCUCCCACGCCUCCUUCACCCCAACCACCAACCGAGCCUCUGAAUUUUUCACGCCCCAAGCCGCUCUUGUCCGACCCUCCCAUGCCGCCCACGAGUCUUCACGCCUGUUUGAGUAUGGAGAUGGCGCGGGCGGGUAUAUGUGGAAGCGGUGGGCGGCUUGGGAUGCUGGGUGGUCACCCUGGGCGGCUGGGCGGCCUUGUGCCACCUCUCCUGCCAGCUUCAUCACUCUUUCCACACUUACGCUUCAAUCUUGGUCACGAAGAGGGAGAGGAGAGAGGACUGAAGCGACCGCUGGAGAAUGACUUCGAAGUUCACCACCAGCUAGACCUGACCUCCCUGGAGGGACAGCAGCGGCCCAUGCGCCUCGAACCCCCACACUUGGAAGAGCCACGCAGAAAACAGCGAAGAUACCGAACAACCUUCACUACCUACCAACUGGAGGAGAUGGAAAAGGUGUUUCUUAAGACACAGUACCCAGACGUUGUAACCAGGGAGGAGCUGGCGAUGAAAAUAGGCCUAACAGAAGCAAGAAUUCAGGUCUGGUUUCAAAACCGACGAGCCAAAUGGAGGAAACAGGAGAAAGGUCUGACUGGCGCCAGUGGUGGUGUGUCAUCCUCCUCAUCACCCUACUCAUCACUUGCCAGCAAACUGACCGCUUUCUCUAGCUACCAGCGUCCCCCACGGUCAACCCACGAUCAAUCUGGCUUCCCGUCUCUCCUCUACUCCCACGCUUCCUCCUCCUCCUCUUCCUCUUCCAUCUCUCCUUCCACGUCUUCGUCGGGACAAUCUGUGUUCCCACCUCUGCUGCCGUUGGUGAGGGAUCCGCGUACUACUGCUGCCUACAGGUACCCACUCCUCAAUCACCUGAGUAACCCACUUCUCUACCCACCCUCCUUUCACGCCCUCCUCGCCCAGCUCUCCGCCCACCACAAGGCUGAGUCCGCCCUGGAGCCUAGCCACAACACUGCUGAAUCUGACAGAGAAUCUGCUCAUGAAUCCUCCAAGCACAAAGCCGAGAUGGCCAACGACUCCCCAAGAGAAGAUGAUCCCUUCAACUUCGAUCCUCGUGAUGUUCCGGAGGACCGGAUACCUUUGAGGACGCACAAGGAAGCGUCCUCACCGAAUCCUGACCAAGAGACUGGAGACGGAGGCGUGGAUGAAGUAAAGAAUAAAGACGAAAGAACGAACGAAGAGAGGACAAGUCCAGGAAGGAGCCUUGGAGUGAAGCGGGUGAGUUCCGCUUCCCCUGAACCGCCUAGAUCACUAGAUGUCAAGGGUUUGGCCACGCUGCGGGCCCUAGAGCAGUACCGAGGGACCUUAGACCUACACGCCCUGGAGGAAUACCGAAGAGCCUUGGAGAUGCGCAGCCUGGAGGCUCGCGCUGCGCAGAUAAAUGCCCAAGCACAUCUAGAGGCUCCUCACCUCUCCAGAAGGUCAACACCUUCACCGGAUCCCGUCCCAUCUACGCACACGCCUCCAGAAUCACCCUCCCUCAACGAAGAAUCCCUCACUAUCAAACGGCCGGAGUACAACAUAGAUUCUCUAUUGAAGAAGGAGACAUGAGGUCACCUCGUGUUUAAAUUUUGAUAGCAUUUCCCACAAUAAAUUAAAAAAAAGACAUGCGAGGAACAAAUAUGACAUGUGUAGCAGCCAUGUUUCAUUCUCCAGAAGCUUUGCAAAGCCAAUACAAGCAGUACAAGAACACAGAGAGCGAAACGAGGCUGUAAGAAACGUCUCAUUAGUUGCUCAAGUAUCCUUUUUAACGAACAGGCUCUUUCAGCAUUGCAUUAAUGAUAUACAAUACUAACAAGUUGAUAAAUAAGACGUAAGUGCAACACCUGGGUAUCUUUUAAAUGAAUAUGUCUCUAAUCAGCUGCUGUUUCAGUCUAAUACAAUAUUCCGUCUUUGUACUGGAAUGAAAAACAUUGAUUAGGAAAACGUCUCCAUCAAUAAAGUGUAAGUGUGACGCAGUGUAUGGUUUCUCGUCCCGGCUAAAACUUCGAAUCUCCAUCAAUAAAGAUAGCCAACUGUUACACAUGUGUCUUGUUCAACAGGUCUACUCAUGAUGAUACUUUUAAACUACCUCCGCGUCCACGCUAUUGUAAUAUUUAUCUAUUCGCAAACGUUGGAUUUAAUAUUAGAUUAAACAAAUCGUGAGGUUGGCUGAUCUAUGAGUCCGGCCUCAGACUAGGCUUCAAGAAGUCGUCUUUCAUAGCAACGUCCAUUUAAGACAUGGCCUCCAAGGAGACGUCCUCCAGUUAGACAGCCAUCGAGAAGACGUCCUCUAAGAUGUUUUUCAAGAAGACGUCCUUCAAGGAGACAGGCUUCAAAGUGACAUCCUUCAAGAAGACGCAAUUCAAGAAGAACAUCUUCCCUUCUUACCUACAACACAUAGUACAGCCCACCACUAAAACCAUUAAACAUAAACCUUUAUCAAACAUUCUUUUGUUACGAAUGAUAAUCAUUCAUAAUAUUUAUCAUCAUCGUAAGUUAGAACAAACUAUGAUUAUUGAAUAGUCUUUCUGUUCUACUGUAAAUAUUGAAGAAAAAACGUGCUGAAAGAACCACCAUUGGGACAACGUUUCUCUCUGAACCUGACAAAACUUUACGAAGAAAGAAACAUUGUCGCAGUACAGACUUGGUGUACUAUUGUCGAUAGUACACCAUUUUGAUUUAGUGUAAAUACGGUUCGAUAAGACCGCUUCAGUAUGGGAAAGUAGAGGAGUCUUAGCUUCCCUUGAGACGGGUCGUCGCUACCUUGAGAGGGGUCGUCACCACCUUAGAGAGGGCUAGCUGCCCCCUCUUCGAGAAAAUAUCUCCACAACUUUGAUAUAAACUUGAGAAUCUAUAAGAUAAUCCUUCACUUCAAACUUUAAAUCACUUGAAAUCUAUGACAGGCUUUCAAAAAGAGAGAAACUAAGACAGAAGUUAGAAAUUUGACUCUUUCAGCACUUCUAACAUUAUUAAGCAGACCCAAGUUAGCUUUAUGUUAGCUAAGACUUUAGUUUACACCAUAAUUUAUCUAAGAUCCCUGCAGCCUACACAAUAGACUAGCAUACACACUACAGUGGUACAGUGGUACCCUCAGAUAUUCCUAUGCACCCUACUGUCCUAUGUUGUACUUGUGUAUGUAUCCCUGUUUCUCGUGUAUUUUCUACUAACUUGAUUAAACCCACUGUGUGGGCGAAACGUUUUUGUUAAUAAAGGUAUCCACAACAUCUAAGUGUCAUUUCGUCCACCUUGUAGUUAAGUGUUUGUUGAUAUACGCAUUUUGAGUCUAGUGAUUUUUUUGUUUUUACAUUUUUACAGGAGAUUGUUGUCGCCACAGUGAUUUAAGAAUUAACAGAUACAUUUCUGGAACUUCAACUUCUCCGGUUUUCUGAUUCAUUACCGUAGCUAGAAUUUUAAGCUUAGGAGCAGCUUAAAAUUCAUAAGAUGCUGGGAAAAAAAAAUCACAGAAAACAUCUUGAAAAACAUAAUUUUUAGUAUGUAUGUGAAAUUUCUUAAAGUGUCGUACUUGUUCUUAAAAUAUCGCACUUUUUGUGGUCACAGGAUAAUAUAAUACAGUGAAAAUUAGCAAUUAAUUGAAAAAAAUUGCAUCGGGGGCUUUAGUCCCCCUUAGCUCCCCGUGACUUAUUCACU
Messenger RNA from Cherax quadricarinatus, 3990 nucleotides. RefSeq names its product homeobox protein aristaless-like 3. Gene Ontology annotation, biological process: regulation of transcription by RNA polymerase II. The record is from RefSeq and is a predicted model, not a curated record. NCBI's taxonomy places the organism in Eukaryota, Metazoa, Arthropoda, Malacostraca, Decapoda, Parastacidae. Gene Ontology annotation, molecular function: DNA-binding transcription factor activity, RNA polymerase II-specific; RNA polymerase II transcription regulatory region sequence-specific DNA binding.